Molecule: messenger RNA, 430 nt
Organism: Sinocyclocheilus rhinocerous
Lineage: Eukaryota; Metazoa; Chordata; Actinopteri; Cypriniformes; Cyprinidae
Product: NADH dehydrogenase [ubiquinone] 1 beta subcomplex subunit 8, mitochondrial-like
Exons: 3
Coding region: 44-415 (123 amino acids)
Cellular component (GO): mitochondrion; respiratory chain complex I
Source: RefSeq, a predicted model, not a curated record
UGGGGCGUGUCCUCUGCGCAGAAUCGGUGAUGUCAGUCUGCGCAUGCGCGCUGUGGAGUGUCAGAGAGGAAAGAUGGCGGCCCUCAGAGCGGGUCUCCUGACCCGAGCUCUUACUAAAGGAAAAACACCGGGAAUCUCAAACAUUAUCCUCGGAACAAGAGCAGCAUCUGGUCCUUCUAAGGACACAUUACCCGGUGCGUACCCCAGAAGCCCAGAGGAGAUGGCAGCAUCGGCCAAAAAAUACAACAUGACGCUGGAAGAUUACAAACCUUAUCCUAAUGACGGCAUGGGGUACGGUGAUUACCCCAUGCUUCCGGAGCGAUCGCAGCAAGAGAGAGACCCCUGGUAUCAGUGGGACCAUCCUGAUCUCAGGAGGAACUGGGGAGAGCCGGUGAGUUUAACGUUCAUCCUAUAAAUCCUGGUUUUUGUU